GCCAAAUACACUCCAAAAAGACUGAAAAUGUUCCCAGUUUCUCUCAUUAAAUAAAAAAUAUAUGCCUACAUUUUAGUGCUUUUAAAUAUCCAUUACUCCUUCCCUUCGAAGCCUCUUCAUUCCCACCAAUUUUCCUCUCAUCUUCUUGUCUCUCUAGCUCUCUGCUUAUUGUUCAAUAAACAGCAAUGAUUCUGAAACUUCGGAGCCCUUUCAAGCUGGAAGGGGACAGUACCGGAGAGGACAAGAACAAUCCAAUUUAUGCAAGCUGCAGCAAGACUUCAUCAUCAGUUGUUGGUUUGAGAAUCCUUACACAAAUUUCACAGGGAAAACCGGAUGUUGCCGUUGUUGUUGUUAAACCUGACUUGAAAAUUAGCUUCCCCACCUCUAGAAAGCAUUACCAUGGCCAUUCCGGCCGGUUGCCUGCCAGUCAAUCUUGUUUUCUCAAGUCAUGUCAUCUAUGCCACAAAAACUUAAGCCUAGAUAAAGAAGUUUACAUGUACAGGGGUGACCAAGGCUUUUGCAGCAUAGAGUGCAGGGACAGGCAAAUUGUUUUGGAUGAAAUGAGGGAACUUUAACUGUCUACUAAACAGAUGCUAGCAUCUUCUAGGCAUCGUAGCGCAUCCGGCCGACGAGAUACCUGCAUCCUCCUAGACGAUCUCUGCCGGAGAAAUAAAUCCCCUCAUCAAAACCAAAAGCAUUGGGCAAUAGUCUCAUAAUUCAUAACUUCAUAUUACAUAUAUAUAAUGAUUUUAGUUUGGAAUUAGGAGAUUUCCUCUCUAUAUAAAAGAGAAGAAAAUUAUUGAUUAUACAACUUUUUUUUUUUCAAUUUUUUUUAGAUGAGGAAGUGGAAGAUAUUUGAUUAAUGUUGUAAAGUGAAAGAAAGUGAUGAGUAGCUGGGAUGUUUUUGUGACAUAUCGUUAUAAACAACAAUGGAUAAAUAUAAUUCUAAUCUAAGGCAUUGUCUUUUUGCAUCAAAAUUACUUUCUAAGAUAAGUAUGCCUUCUCAUUCUUGCCCAUCACUAUCCUUCUUUCUUGGCUACAACAAUAAAAAAAGCUGACAAUGGCUAAUACUUAUCGGCUAUUAUAAUGGCAGAUAAGUAUGUCUUUUUGCUUUUUCAAUUAUACUUUGGU
Messenger RNA from Durio zibethinus, 1131 nucleotides. Lineage: Eukaryota; Viridiplantae; Streptophyta; Magnoliopsida; Malvales; Malvaceae. The record is from RefSeq and is a predicted model, not a curated record.